GCUGACCCUGUCCCACUCUGGGCUCCAGAGUGACGUCUCGCUGGACCAGAGUGUCCUUCUCCUCCCCUCCCCCCAGUGCACUCCCCUCUCCCACCGCCUGAGAGCCAGCGUGCUCCAGAGCACCGCAGCGACCCCUGUGACUCCAAGCCUGUUUUUGGAGGACAUCACGGACGCUGAGAAGCUGUACCAUGAGUGUCAGCAGGACGGGCCCAAUCACGUUCGAGCAGUGCAUCCCGCCCCAGCGGAUGAAGCUCUGUAAGAAGGUGGGAGAGGGAACAUUCGGAGAGGUGUUCACCACGACCAACGAGGCUGACGAGACCGUGGCUCUGAAGAUUGUUCCUAUCGAGGGCAAUCAGAAAGUGAAUGGGGAAGAUCAGAAGACAUUUGGUGAAAUUCUUCACGAAGUGAUCAUUUCAAAGGAGCUUAGCAGCUUGGAUGCUACGCGAAUGAACAGAACAAAUGGUUUUAUAGGAUUAAACAACCUGCACUGCGUCCGAGGCUCGUACCCCAAGGUCCUCCUGAGCGCCUGGGACAAAUUUGACAAGCAGAGGAGGUCGGAGAACGACCGCCCCGACAUGUUCCAGGAGGACCAGCUGUUUCUCAUUCUGGAGUUUGAGUUUGGGGGCAGUGAUCUGGAAGCCAUGAAUGGCAAGCUCUCCUCAUUGGCUGUUGCUAAGAGCAUCCUGCACCAGGUGACCGCAGCCCUGGCGGUGGCGGAACAGGCGCUGUGUUUCGAGCACAGGGACUUGCACUGGGGUAACAUACUGGUGAAGACCACCAAGGAGAAGACGGGAACCUACGAGCUGAACGGGACCUCUCACUCCCUGGAGACCAAGGGCGUACACGUCAACAUCAUCGACUACUCCCUCUCCCGGCUGGAAAUUGACGGCCUGACGGUGUCUUGCGAUAUCUCCGCUGACGAGGAGCUCUUCAUGGGGCAGGGGGAUUAUCAGUUCGAAAUUUACCGCAAAAUGCGCCAGGAGAACAACAACAGCUGGAGUGAGUUCAACCCGCACACCAACGUGCUCUGGCUUCACUAUCUGGCGGAUAAGCUGCUUCUCAUGAGCUACAGGAACCGACCGCAGUCCAAGCCCAUGAGGGAACUCAAGAGGAGCCUCCAGGACUUCCACGGGGAGCUCCUGGCCUACAAAUCAGCCAGCAGUGUCCUGGAGUCCUGCAGGCUGUUCCAGGAGGCUUAGCUGAUCGAUGGACUCACCCGCACAAUUUACAAGUCCUCCUUUUAGAAAUGCACUAUUCUAGAUACUAGCACCAAUGUAAAUAACCAUUUCAAAUGUCUAAAAACAACCUUUUGUACAAUUCAUUAUGUUAGUACAUUACAGAAAAUGCAUGUAUGUAGUGUAAAUAGGCGUUCGUUUUUAUGGUAAUUACUGUGUCAAUAAAAUGAAAACUUUGA
Conger conger (European conger) is the source of this 1414-nucleotide messenger RNA. RefSeq names its product histone H3 associated protein kinase (gene haspin). Gene Ontology annotation, molecular function: ATP binding; histone H3T3 kinase activity. The transcript has 10 exons. Gene Ontology annotation, biological process: mitotic cell cycle; intracellular signal transduction; protein phosphorylation. Gene Ontology annotation, cellular component: nucleus; cytoplasm. Lineage: Eukaryota; Metazoa; Chordata; Actinopteri; Anguilliformes; Congridae. The coding region runs from base 189 to 1199 and encodes 336 amino acids. The record is from RefSeq and is a predicted model, not a curated record.